Messenger RNA from Meloidogyne enterolobii, 473 nucleotides. NCBI's taxonomy places the organism in Eukaryota, Metazoa, Nematoda, Chromadorea, Rhabditida, Meloidogynidae. The record is from the annotation of a GenBank genome assembly.
GUAUCAGAAAAAUGAAGAAUCCGUCAAGUUGGUUGCGACAACUUCUUGCAUCAUUCAAGGAGGCGCGUAUAAAGAAAACAUCAUCUACACAGGAUCAAUCAGUCAGUGUUUUGAGAAAGCCUAUGCCCAGUGAAAUUGUUGCUAAAAAGGAUGGGUCAGCUGCACAAUUUGAUCAAAUAACUCAUACAGGUCAAGCGUGGGAUCAGGCCGACUAUCGUCUUGCUCGUUUUGAAUAUUCUGCGAAGCAAGUGAAUCCUAAUAUUGCUGCUCACCUUGUUGCAGAACAAGCACCUGUACCAAGCGAAGAUAGCGUUGUUUUUUGUGAUGGUGGUCACUUCCAUGGAGGUCAUCCAAAGGUUUUUAUCAACUUGGAUAAGCCAGGAACUCAUGCUUGUGGUUAUUGUGGACAGCGAUUUUAUAAUGUGCAUAGUACUGGACCUGAGAAUAUGGAAACGGCACAUAUACAAGUUUAA